AUGAGGGAGAGCCAGCCGGCCACGCGCAUGAGCAUGUCGCUCAUGAACCAGAGCGAUCCGAACGGCCGCGAGCUGCGCCUGUGGCUGCUCUCGGCCACGACCCACCGCGGCGUGACGUACUACCGCAUCGCGGGGCGCUUCACGUCCACGGGCCAGACGUGGGAGGUGAGCCACCGCUACUCGGAGUUCCUCAAGCUGCGCGACCAGCUCGUCAAGUUCCUGUCCACGUCCACGGACAAGUGCCCGGGCUGCCGCAACUACCUGCACUCGAUCCAGCGCUUCGACUUCCCCAAGAAGCACCUCUUCGCGUCGCGCGCGCCGCCUGUGGUCAACUACCGCGUCAAGGCGCUGCGCUCGUUCCUCAACCUGCUGGCCUCGUGGGCCUUCUCCAAGACGCCCAAGUGCCCCACGUGCGGAGGCUACGCGUUCGAUGUGGUGCGCAACUUUGUGCUGGAAGGCGACGACCUGUCGGCCGACGCAGACAUCAACUCCCUCCGCGAGUCCGUCAGGGUCGAAGCCUUCGCCGAGCACAACUUGGCCAGCAUCAGGGGCCCCGCGCACAUGCGCAAGAACAGCUGGAUGACGCCUAGCUUUGCGGGGGACCCGGAUAUGACUCAGAGCAUGCAUGUGCCGCCGUCGAGACCGAGCCAGGGGCCGUCGCCCCAGCGCCAGAAGCAACGCAGCCGCCACCAGAACGACUCGUACGACGCCUACGACGCCUUCAACGACUACUUGCCCGAGAGGCAGUCCAAGGUGAAGAAGCCGACCCAAUCAAACAUGGAGCAGAAGGUGGAGAGUGGCAAGUUCAAGUCGAUGCCCCUCCAGGAGUCGAUCGAGGAGAGGCAACGGCGCCAUCGCCAGGAAGAGGAGGACGCGGCCGAUGCCUACCAGCAGAAGCUGCGCAAGCACCGCAGCGAGCCGCGCAACUUGUCGGCGCGCCGUCCGCUGGCGGAGAGUGAGCUGUCGGUGGGCUCGAGCGCCUUCGAGAGCCCGCACUCGAGCCGACGAGCGGCGAGUCGCGGCGGCUCCAACGCUGAGAGCUUCAUCUCGGACGUGAGUAUGGCGGCCGAGCCCAUCUUCAUUCACGGCGAUGAGCUGCAGCGGUACGGGCUCUCGGAUGACGAGCGGAAGGCCAGGAGCGCGGCCAGCAGCGUGUACUCGGGUGACGAGGAGAUCGAGCUCACUGGCGUGGCCAUGGCGUCGCCCCCUCGCGCGGCCAAGAAGAGCAGCAAGGACAACUUGUGGCAGCCCUAGGAGCUGGCCCGAGUGGCCUAAGAGAUACAUUUUCCACCUGGCGGAGUCUUUGGGGCCCAGGUACCGGUACACACACUAUCACCAUUUUAUUCAUUCUACGACGACGACGCCCGAGCGCUGGGAAAGUAGGGCCUCGGAGCGAUAUCCUUAUCAAAAAAUUCGCCUGGUACACAAAACC
This is a messenger RNA of Phytophthora sojae, 1432 nucleotides long. RefSeq lists its product as hypothetical. The coding region runs from base 1 to 1254 and encodes 417 amino acids. The transcript is spliced from 2 exons. The record is from RefSeq and is a predicted model, not a curated record. Lineage: Eukaryota; Oomycota; Peronosporomycetes; Peronosporales; Peronosporaceae. Gene Ontology annotation, molecular function: phosphatidylinositol binding.